Molecule: messenger RNA, 2124 nt
Organism: Rhodamnia argentea
Lineage: Eukaryota; Viridiplantae; Streptophyta; Magnoliopsida; Myrtales; Myrtaceae
Product: alpha-dioxygenase 2-like
Exons: 10
Coding region: 148-2049 (633 amino acids)
Biological process (GO): response to oxidative stress
Molecular function (GO): peroxidase activity; oxidoreductase activity, acting on single donors with incorporation of molecular oxygen, incorporation of two atoms of oxygen; heme binding
Source: RefSeq, a predicted model, not a curated record
CUACCCACGCCAUUUGGACUCUAAAAGAGACCUGUACCAACCCCCCACAAACUCUCCUUAAAUUCCCUCCCUUUCCCUCCUCUUCUUCUCAGGAGCCUCUGUACUCUUCUUUUUGCACAUCCCCCUCCUAAUCCCACGCCAAGAAUCAUGGCCUUGAUCUCUGCGUUCUCUCCUCUCAUCCAUCCUCAGCUCCGCCCCAUGGUCUCCAAAAUGACCUUCUUCGACGCGCUUCUCUUCCUCGUGAUCCAUGUGGUGGACAAGCUAAGGUUAUGGCACCGAAUGCCGGUGUACAUGGGGCUUGCCUACUUGGGGAUGAGAAGGCACUUGCACCAGAGAUAUAAUCUGAUACACGUUGGGGGCGUUGACGGCAAGAAGUAUGACACUCAAGCGUUCAACUACCGGACGGCGGACGGGAGGUGCAACCACCCGAGUGACGAUGCCGUGGGGAGCCGAGGAACAUUUUUUGGACGCAGCAUGCCUCCCUCCACUUCCACUUACGGGUUGAUGGAUCCACAUCCAUCUGUGGUUGCAUCCAAGCUUUUGGCAAGAGAAGAGUUCAUUGACAGUGGGAAACAACUCAACAUGAUAGCAUGCUCAUGGGUGCAGUUCAUGAUUCAUGACUGGGUUGAUCACAUGGAGGAAACUGAACAGCAGGUAGAAAUUAAAGCACCUGAUGAAGUUGCAGAGGAGUGUCCAUUGAAGUCAUUCAGAUUUUACAAGACCAAGGAAGUGUCAACUGGGUCAUCUCCUUUGAAGAAUGGCACUCUGAACAUAAGGACCCCAUGGUGGGAUGGAAGCGUGAUAUAUGGAAACGACGAUAACGGCGAGAGAAGAGUGAGGACCUUCAAAGAUGGGAAGCUAAAGAUUUCCGGAGAUGGCCUCCUUGAACACGACGAGAAAGGGAUUCCUAUUUCCGGCGACGUCAGGAAUAGCUGGGCUGGCUUUUCACUCCUCCAGGCCUUAUUCGUCAAAGAACACAACACUGUCUGCGAUAUGCUUAAAGAACAUUAUCCGGAUCUUGAUGACGAGAAGCUCUAUCGCCACGCUAGACUAGUAACUUCAGCUGUAAUUGCCAAAAUCCACACCAUUGACUGGACAGUGGAGCUCCUGAAGACCGACACCCUUCUUGCUGGAAUGAGGAUAAACUGGUACGGAUUUCUGGGGAAGAAAUUUAAGGAAAUGUUCGGACAUAUAUGCGGGCCGAUACUGAGUGGAUUAGUAGGUCUUAAAAGGCCGAGAGAUCACGGAGUUCCUUACUCACUCUCUGAGGAGUUUGUGAGUGUCUAUAGGAUGCAUUCACUCCUUCCGGAUAAGCUCAUCCUCAGGGACAUCAACUCAACUAUCCUGGAAAACAAAUGUCUUUCAAUUGCAGAAGAGAUACCGAUGCGGGAAGUGGUGGGACGACAAGGGCAGAGAAGACUCUCAAGGAUUGGAAUGGAGCAGAUGAUGGUGUCACUAGGCCAUCAGGCAUGUGGGGCUCUCUCACUGUGGAAUUACCCAUCUUGGAUGAGAAACCUUGUUCCUCAAGACAUCAACGGCGAAGACAGACCGGACCUCAUCGACAUGGCAGCAUUAGAAAUUUACAGAGACAGGGAGAGAGGUCUCGCGCGGUACAACGAGUUUAGAAGAAAUCUGCUGAUGAUCCCAAUCAGCCACUGGGAAGAAUUGACUGAUGAUAAGCAAGUUAUUGAAGCCUUGCAAGAAGUCUAUGGAGACGAUGUGGAGAAGCUUGACCUGUUGGUGGGUUUGCAUGCAGAGGAAAAGAUCAAGGGCUUUGCCAUAAGUGAAACUGCUUUCUUCAUCUUUCUAAUGGUUGCAUCCAGGAGGCUAGAAGCCGACCGGUUCUUUACGACCAACUUCAAUGCCCGGACAUACACAGAGAAAGGCCUGGAAUGGGUAAAUACGACAGAGACGUUGAAGGAUGUCAUCGAUCGUCACUUCCCUGACAUGACGAGGAAGUACAUGAGAAGUUCGAGUGCAUUCGCCGUAUGGGAUUCGCUGCCGACACCAACCUCAUACCUACCCCUCUAUUUGCGCCAUGCGCCUUAAGAUGUUUUCCUUCCCUUUCGAUGGUGUUCAAUUUUCAUUUAUGAGCCUGUAUAUAUGGUCAUUGCCACAGUAUAA